UCCCAUACUCUGUUUUUAGUAGCUCUGGGUUAGGCGAUCUAUAUUGGGCCUGAAUGUUUUAUUAAGACCCAGAAGAUGCCUCUUCCCAGCUGAUCGGGCCUUCAUCAAUGUUCAUCAUGGGCCGUUUUCCUUAUUUUCUAAUUUUGCUGGAUUCUGAGUGGAAUCCAUCAUCUCACUAGAUAAAUUUGCCUCCCACACAGGAGAGAAAAUGAGCAAUCAACGCAUGCUAAAGUGGCUUCUUGCAUUGUAGUGACAAAGAUUCUCUCUCACACCCACAUGUGCUAACUAAGCAAACAGCCUUAUCUGAGCCAAAAGUCAAUUGGCGACUUUUUUAGUCUUUCUAGUUUCUUCCCUCUUGGGACCCGAAUCUGAGCAUGCUUCUUCUUUGUAGAAAGUAAGCAUCAUUGAACAUGGUGCUGUAUUUGACAACAUCUAUAAUCAGCUACUCUAUACAAAAGACAUGAAAGCUAAAAGACCCAACUCAAACCAAAGCAUUGGUUACUCACUUUCCUUUAAAACUUGUUUGCUCUCAUUGCUGUUAAGUAGGUGUGGUGCUAAUGCCAUCCAACAUGAGCUGGGAUUUCAUCUGGUUGUUGGUUUUCACUCUGUGUUGCUGCUCCUUUGUGCACAGUUUGAACAACACAGCUAGUGACUCGUUGAAUUCCUUGGUUCAGGAUUUUGCUUUCAAGUCACUGGUCAAACGCCGGCCUCAAACAGGUGCUCUGUAUGAUGCUCUUCUUCCGCAGAACCUGUCUGGCAUGGAUGUUUCAGUGGUAUGCCUCAGAAGCCGAAGGCUCUGGAACAAAGGUGCAAACUUUAGCUAUUUCCGGAUCCCACCAAGAACUGUGUCCAUACCCCAUGUCAAGAGGUUGGCCAUUGUGUACCAAAACUUGGGCAACUGGUCUUCCCACUACUACAGUUUGCCAGGUUACACACUUAUCUCUUCUGUUGUUGGCUUCAUGGUUUUUGAUGCAUCAAAUGUAACAGAUACUAGGGUCAGAAACCUCACUCUCAACACAAUGGGGCAUCCCAUAUCUAUUCAAUUCCCCAAUGUUAGCUUUAUAGGUGGUAUGAACUCAAGGACGAGAUGUGUGGCUUUCAUUGCCAAUGGAACAAUUCAACUUUCUGAGAUGAGCUCUCCAGGUGUGUGCUGCUCAAGAGACCAGGGUCACUUUUCAGUUGUUCUCCCGCUGCCGAAAAGGCGGCGACAGUGGUAUCUGUGGCUGAUUGGCUUUCUGAUUGGAUUUUUUGGGUUGAUAAUAGUAGGCUAUGUGGGAUUUUCAUCCAUGAGACUAGUCAAGACCAAAAGGAUACAAGCCAUGGAAAAACAAGCCAAUGAAGAUCUGGUUCUUGAAAGUAGAUGGGUUGGCAAUAGUAAAAUGCCUUCUGCAACAGUGACAAGAACUCAGCCAGCUCUUGAGAGCAGUGAUUAGAUCCUUGUAAUGCAAUCCUUUACCCAAUUAUCUUUUUCACUUUACUAAUACUAGUCUUUCUAUCAGUGCAUAUAUAAGUUAUAAAAAAGUCCAUCCACAUUCUGGAAGAAGAAAGCAUAUGUAUUUUGACCAUAAA
This is a messenger RNA of Lotus japonicus, 1569 nucleotides long. RefSeq lists its product as uncharacterized. The record is from RefSeq and is a predicted model, not a curated record. Gene Ontology annotation, cellular component: membrane. NCBI's taxonomy places the organism in Eukaryota, Viridiplantae, Streptophyta, Magnoliopsida, Fabales, Fabaceae. The coding region runs from base 558 to 1433 and encodes 291 amino acids. The transcript has a single exon.